Brassicogethes aeneus is the source of this 1020-nucleotide messenger RNA. The record is from the annotation of a GenBank genome assembly. NCBI's taxonomy places the organism in Eukaryota, Metazoa, Arthropoda, Insecta, Coleoptera, Nitidulidae.
UCAAAAGUUAAUUCCGGUUGUCACUGCUAGGUUAACUUCCUUUUACUGUAGUUCUUUCUAAAAAUGGCACCCGCAAAGCCAAAAUCAGGGGAGAAACCCGCUGCAAAGAAGGAAGAGAAAAAGAAGCCAGCAGCUUCGGCUUCCACCACGUCUGCUGCUUCUUCGUCCUCCAAAACGCCAGCUGCUGCCCCAAAAGCAGCCAAGGCCGCUGGAGCUAAACCUGCUGAAAAAAAACCAACCUCGAAGACCCCAGCACCUAAGCCAGCUGCGGCCAAGCCAGCUGCAGGAGCCAAAGCUGCCCCGGCUAAAGCAGCCAAGCCAGCCGCUAAGGCUGGAGCUAAGGCUGCCAAGCCAGCAGCCAAGGCUGGAGCCAAGCCCGCUAAAGGUGCUGCAGGCAAGAAACCCGCAAAGGUCGCUGGUAAAGUAAAGGUACCACCAAAGCCUUUGUUGGCCAAACCUAAAAGGAAUGUGCCGGUUAAGCAACAAAAGGGAGUCGCUGCUGGCAAGAAAACCGCCGUAGCUCAGGUGGCCAAGGCCUUGAAAGUGCAAAAAAAAGUGAUCAAAGGACCCAAUGGAACGAGCACGCGUAAAAUCCGCAACUCGGUGCACUUCCACAGGCCGAAGACCUUGAGACCGCCUAGGAACCCGAAAUACCCCAGGAAAUCCGUUCCCACCAGGAGCCGCAUGGACGCUUACAACAUCAUCAAGUUCCCGUUGACCACCGAGGCGGCCAUGAAGAAGAUCGAAGACAACAACACUCUAGUCUUCUUGGUGCACACCAAGGCCAACAAGCACCACAUCAGGGCGGCCGUGAAAAAGUUGUACGACAUCAACGUUGCCAAAGUGAACACUUUGAUCAGGCCCGACGGCAAAAAGAAGGCGUACGUCAGGUUGGCGAGGGACUACGACGCCCUUGACGUUGCCAACAAAAUUGGCAUCAUAUAAGUUGUUUUGUCUUCAAAUUUGUUUUUGUACAUUUUGACGCAUUAAUAAAAGUUGGAGAUAAAUAUAUUAGUUUUA